Messenger RNA from Penicillium antarcticum, 1068 nucleotides. RefSeq lists its product as uncharacterized. NCBI's taxonomy places the organism in Eukaryota, Fungi, Ascomycota, Eurotiomycetes, Eurotiales, Aspergillaceae. Bases 1 to 1068 code for a protein of 355 amino acids. The record is from RefSeq and is a predicted model, not a curated record. The transcript has a single exon.
AUGUGGCUCUAUCGGGGCGCCCAGUCCGCCGUCUUCUACUACGCUACCUGCACCCCCUGCGCCGAAGGUGUCGAUCGUCGAAAACGUAAGAAGGACGCCAUCCGGGCACAGCGCGAGAGGGAGAAAUGCACCGAAAUCGUCACCGACCAACCCCGGCCCUUCCCGCAACCAACCCCCUUCAGCACCAAUGUAGGCUGGCGAGAGGAGAUCUCCUUGGGUCCUGGACCACCAGCCCGCAGAGGUGGUCUCCGAAACAACCACCACCGGACCGAUAGUUGGCAUACCGACCAGAGUUCGCAGCUAAAGAAGGACAAGAGUGGUGGCUUGAUGCACCCGCUCGGCGAGAAGUGGAAGUCCAUGCGGUACCAGCGAGAAGAUGAACCGCUCUGGGGCCAGGAAGUGCGAGGCUCAUCAAUUGGGUUCUCUGGCCGAGGUCGUGCGGACCCGAAUGAAACUUCGAAGUACUACAUCGCCCGUGUACCUCCCGUCAACGAUCUCCACCCGCCCAUUGUUAGUGGACCCUGCAGCCGGGCUGAUACAAGAUGGAUGCUACAGCCACCACCAAGUGCCCGAGUCAUGGCUGGAAAAGAAAGCUUUAAUAGGCCGGCUCGUGAUAGCAUUGGUGGAACGGCUGACGAGCAGUGUUCGAAGGCCACGAACAAUGUGGCCAAGGAAGAGACCAACCAGUCCAGUGAUGGUCCGUCUGAUAUCACAGAAGAACAAUUACCACGCCAUCCAUCUUUAACCCGACUCCGUGUCAGCAACGAUGAUUUCGACCCAACAUUACACUCUCGACCCGACUCUAUGUUCUCUACCAACACCGAUGACCGAUCUCCCAGCAUGGAUUGGAAGUACCCAGAGACCCCAAGAUCACGACCGCAAUCAAAAGCCACAGAUGAUUAUGACAGGGUCUACCGUCCGCAGAUCUCCAAAACGCUUUCCACAAUGCACAAGGACAACAAAAACAUCCACCUACUGCACCUGGAGAUCAACGACAAUGACCGCGAUGAGGUCGGUCUGGGCUCAUUACAACCUAUCCGCCCCUGGCGCUGGAGCAUGGACAUCUAG